UUCAUGAGAGAGAGAGAGAGAGAGAGAGAGAGAUCACUCCUUCCUUCACUCUGAUUCUCUGCACAUCGCUAACGCAACGGCGUAAUUAGGGUUUUUUUUUUCACAAGCACGAGGAUUAGGGUUUGUCGGCGACUUCGUUGCUCGAUUAAGAGGGCCGAGAAUAUAAUCAAUCGUCAUGAACAUCUUCAGAAAGAAGACUUCCCCCAAAGAUGCUCUGCGCACUAGCAAGAGGGAAAUGACUGUUGCUACACGAGGUAUUGAACGUGAGAUCUCAUCUCUUCAAUUGGAGGAAAAGAGGCUAGUGGCAGAGAUCAAGAAAACAGCUAAGACUGGAAACGAGGCGGCCACCAAGAUUUUAGCUCGUCAACUUGUUCGUCUGAGGCAACAGAUUACCAACUUGCAGGGAAGUCGGGCCCAAAUUAGAGGUGUAGCGACUCAUACACAGGCCUUGUAUGCUAGCACCUCAAUUUCGUCUGGCAUGAAGGGUGCAACCAAGGCUAUGGUUGCCAUGAACAAGCAAAUGGCACCCAUAAAACAAGCCAAAGUGAUCAAGGAAUUCCAGAAACAAUCUGCACAACUGGACAUGACGAUAGAGAUGAUGUCAGACGCUAUUGAUGAAACGCUAGACAAAGAUGAGGCUGAAGAGGAAACAGAAGAGCUUACCAACCAGGUGCUCGAUGAGAUUGGUGUCGGUGUUGCAUCUCAGUUAUCUUCAGCUCCAAAGGGUCGGAUUGCAACAAAAACCGCUGCUCCAACAACCGGUAAUAACAACAGCGAAAACAACAGCACCGAAUCUCCUGAAGUGGAGGAGCUGGAGAAGAGGUUGGCAUCACUGCGAAGGAUCUGAGAUAUGAACCACUAGGGCCAACGUAUUGAAGAGAAGGAAAAAAACAGCUCCCCCUUUAUGUGUAAAAAUCUGCUAUAAGUGAACUCAGGUUGCUUGAAAGUAGUUGUAACCAAAAGACUUUUUUCGAUAAAGUGUAACCAAAAGACUUCAGAUUGCGAAUAUACAUAUAUACGUAUAACCUUUAGAUACGUAAUUAUAUUUUA
Molecule: messenger RNA, 1050 nt
Organism: Tarenaya hassleriana
Lineage: Eukaryota; Viridiplantae; Streptophyta; Magnoliopsida; Brassicales; Cleomaceae
Product: vacuolar protein sorting-associated protein 2 homolog 2
Exons: 11
Coding region: 176-847 (223 amino acids)
Biological process (GO): protein transport; endosome transport via multivesicular body sorting pathway; late endosome to vacuole transport
Cellular component (GO): multivesicular body; ESCRT III complex
Source: RefSeq, a predicted model, not a curated record